GCAGCUAAUCCCACGGCAACUAGAGUCGCGGACCCAGUCUGUUCUGGAACCUUGUGCUGCGGAUGUAGAGAAGCGGUGCUGUCUGCUGCAAGCUGCGUAGACAGCGCAGCCUCGGUCAGAGGCACACCAUCCAUAUCCAGCAGGGAACGCGGAGGAUGAUGGUGACAGCGUCGGCCCAGUUGAGUUUCUCUCUCCGGAAAGGUUUGCUUAGUGUCUUUGCAAAGGCUGAGGAUCGGACUUCAUAACUAAGGCAGCUCAAUCCUUUCUGCAUAUUUAAGCUGGUUUCUGUCUCCCAGAGAGUAUCUGAAGGCUGAAGCUAAGCCUCCAAAGGAAGGUUCUCCACUACACCAAACAUGAUGACCUCCUCUAGCGAUUGAUUCCUCCUGAUGACAUGUCCAAAGCAAAUGUUCAGAAACCCAUGUGGCUCAGCACAAAUCAAACCAGCUGUGAUCUCCAGGUUGGAGCAGGGGGAGGAACCAUAGAUGGAGGUGGAAGAGAUCCUUGGGUGGAGCUUCUCAGAAGAAGUUCAGCAAGUUGAUGACCAAGUAGAUAGACAACAGGAACACAAAGGCAAACUUUUGAAGCAGGUUGCAUUCUUAGACAAGAAAACAUUGACCGAAGAGAGGCACCAUGAAUGUAAUGCACUUGAAAAAAUAUUCUGCUGGAAGACAAACCUUGUUCCUUCAAGACAACAAGCCCGUGAAUGUGACUCAUAUGGAAAGAGUUUGGAAUGUAACGUAGACUUACUUAGUCCUAACAGAUAUCUUGUGAGAAAGAAAUUUGAGUACGAUUUACAUGGGAACUUAUUUCUCUAUUCAAAGCUUGAAAAUACACAUUCCGGAGUGCAUCCUUGUGAAUGUAAUCAAUGUGAACAUGGGAAUGGCUACAGGGAGAAGGUUUUCCUCAAUAAACGUCAGAGAAAUCACACAGGAGAGAAACUCAGAAGAAACAACAAUUCUAGUAAAAUAUUCUCCCAGAAGACAAGCCUCUCUGUACAUGAGACAAUUCAUGCUGGAGAGAAACCUUAUAAGUGUGAAGAAUGUGAGAAAACCUUCUCCCACAACUCUCGUCUCAUAGAACAUCAUAGGUCUCAUACAGGAGAGAAACCUUACGGAUGCAGAGAAUGUGGGAAAGCAUUCUCCCGGAAGUCAUGCCUCAUUAUACAUUAUAGAAUCCAUACAGGAGAGAAGCCCUAUUUAUGCAGUGAAUGUGGCAAAGCCUUUUUCCAAAAGUCACACCUCAUUCUACAUCAGAGGACUCAUACAGGAGAGAAGCCCUAUGAGUGCAGUGAAUGUGGGAAAUUUUUCUCCCAGAACUCAUGCCUUAUUAUACACCAGAGAACUCAUAUGGGAAAGAGACCCUAUGAAUGCUCUGACUGUGGGAAAGCUUUCUCCCAGAAGGCAAAUCUCAUUAGACACCACAGAAUUCACACUAGGGAUAAACUCUAUGGAUGAAGUGAGAGAGAAUAUUCGUCAAGAGGUCACAGUACAUCUAGAAAUGAAAAAUUUUGGAUAUUCUGAAUACGGAAGAGCUUUCAGCAGGAAAUCCAGUGCCACUGUAUGCAGAGAUUAAUACCUAGGUGAAAUUCUACCAAUUUAGUGAACUAGGAAAAACAUGUUCUCUUAAAACUUGGUGUAUUCAUUUCCUAGGGCUGCUGUAAUGAAAUACCAAAAACUAAGUGGCUUAUAAAAACAGAUAUGUAUAGUCUUACAGUUUUGGAGGCUUCGGAUCCAAAUUCAUGGUGUCAACAGAGCCAUGCUCUGUCCACUCUAGAGAAAGAUUCUUCCUGGUGUCUUCCAGCUGCUGGUAGCCCCAGGUGUUUCUUGGCUUGUAGACGCGUCUUCGCAUGGCUGUCUUCUCCCUGCGUGUCUCUAUACGUUCUCCUCUUAUAAGGACAGCACUCAGGUAGGAUUAGGACCCCCCCACUCUGGUAUGACCUCAUGUUAACUGAUAUCUUCAAAGACCCUACUUCUAAACAAGGUCACGUUCACAGGUACUAGGGGUUAGGAUCUCAACAUGUAUUUUUGAGGGACACAGUUCAAUCCAUAACAAAAAGAUAAUGAUGCUCUAGAGUGAUGUAUUUUUACAAAAUACAUUUAAUUAUUAAGGGUAUCUAUAUUCCCUGUGGUUAGUAAGCUUUUUAAUAUGUGACUAAAUUAAAUCAUUAAGACAGUAGAUCUAAUAAGCAUCAGAGAAAUUCCAGAGACGUAUAGGAGUUAUGUUCCUGAGUAUGCUGCAUAAAAAUAAUUUUUUAUCUUUGAAACUGUAUUAACUGAAAAUAACUGUGAAUUUGUAGACACACCCACCAAAAUAUAUGAAAUGACAUUUACCAAGAUCUUCUACAGUAAAUUGUACCAUUUUGUCUUUGAAAUACACAUUAUAACUGGAAUAAUUUGGAUUUAUUAUUAAACACGAAGUCUAUAGUGCCACAUUCCAUUUCUCACUUAUGACAUCUUCUGAUAUCUCUCAAUCAGCUAGCUUCUAAGUUUUAUUUACAUUUAUAUUAAGUGUGUAAGGUUAAGACUCCCUGUUAUGAAAAUAUGGUAGACUUUAUCUAAUGUGAAAGCUUGUCCACUAUAAACAACCACAGAUAAUGGACAAUAAAAGACUAAUAUUCUUUUAAAUGUAUAAUUCAUCUUGCAAGAGAACAAGAGAUGUUUUCAGGUGCCAACUAUGUAGAGGGAACAGAAAACCAGAGAUUAAGUUUCUGAGUUGAUGCUGUAGCUGCCGUCUUUGAGUUUGGUUUUGUUUACUGAGAAGCUUGGGCAUUAAGAACUACAGGAGGACAACAAACAAAGCCUUGGGCCCACAUAAGGCAGGGAGUUGGCAUUGAAAUAACUAGUGAAUUCAUAACUUUCAAAAUUCUGCAUAUUUAGGAAAAAGGUGGACUAGGAAAAAAAAAUCUCCUUUGUACAGGAAACUUGUUGGUCUCUCAGUGAGCCCUGGGUAGGGAAAUAGUUCACUCUGAUGAUUCAUAAGCACUGACCUGCAUCUCACAGGAUUUAGAAUUUAGAAUUUACCCUAUUCAUGUGUUCCUAGUUGAAAAACAGACUAAUCAACAUAGAAAUUGGUCUUGGUCUUUGAAACAAUUUACAGGAGCAAAUACAAAAUAUUUUUGAAGUGAGAUACCCUUAACUCAUAUUUUUCAGGAUUUUGACAUAUAAACCCAGGAUGAAUUCAUAAUCCAAAAUUACAAAACAUGAGAAAAUAAUCCACAAUUAAAGUCAACAGAUAUUUCAGCAAAAUAAGAACCCCAGGGACGUUAGGUAAUAGAAGAAUCUGAAAAUAUAUAAAGUAUAUAUCUUUAAAAUUAUUAAAGACAAAGGAAUUGAAACCUUGUGAAAGCAAGACACAGAAAUAAGUGGUUUGUUUGGAAAAUAGAGUAUCUAGAAAUGAAAAAUAUAGCCACUAAAAUUUAAAACUCAGUUAACAUUAAAAUAUGCAAUGAACAUGUCAAAUAGCAGAUUAUACUCAGCUGAAGAGAAAUUGGCAAACGAUUAAAAAAAGAAACAUUGCCAUCAAGUCGAUUCCAGCCCAUAGCAACCCUAUAGGACAGAGUAGAACUACCCCCAAAGGGUUUCUCAGGAGCAGCUGGUGGAUUCGAACUGCCAAACUUUUGGUUAGCACCUGAGCUAUUAACCACUGUGCUACCAGGGCUCCAAACAAGAAGAUAGAGCUUAGCAAAUUACAUGGAAUUCAGUAUAGAGUAUAGAGAGAGAUGAAAAAUAUAAAAGAAUUGGUGAGAGACAUAUAGAUUAAAAUAAGUAGAGCAAACAAGUUUAAUAGGAGUGCCAGAAACUCAAAAAAGAGAAAAUUGAAGAAAAGCAAAUACUCGAAGAUAUAAUGGCUCAGAUUUGACUGAGACAUGAGUUAUCACAUUUAUCAGUUGCUGUCAAGUCAAUUCCAAUUCAUGAUGACCCCACGUGUGUCAAAGUAGAACAGUGCUCCAUAGGGUUUUCAGUGGCUAUGUUCUUGCAGAAGUAGAUUUCUACACCUUUCUUCCAAG
Molecule: messenger RNA, 4006 nt
Organism: Trichechus manatus latirostris (Florida manatee)
Lineage: Eukaryota; Metazoa; Chordata; Mammalia; Sirenia; Trichechidae
Product: zinc finger protein 239-like
Exons: 6
Coding region: 483-1454 (323 amino acids)
Source: RefSeq, a predicted model, not a curated record